GGGGGAGGUGAGGGUGAUUCAAGGGACAGGUCUGGGCAGCGCUCUGGGGUUGGCACCAGUCCGUGCAACCAUUCAAGCGGCAGUACGCACUUGUCCUGGCGUUCUCGCUGACCACACUAGCCGCUUCUGCGCUCCAUCUCUCUGAGCUCAUCGGCCAACGUCCUGGCUUCCGCCGUCAAUAUGCCUAGCCUUUGGGAUCGUUUCUCCUCGUCGUCCUCCUCUUCGCCCUCGUCCCGAACUCUCUCCCCCGAUCAACCGCCGCGCUCAGCCUGGGGUUCAGCAGCCAGAGAAGAGGGGCUCGGCCGCUGUGCGAGCCUGGAGAGCUCGGACUGCGAAUCUCUGGACAGCAGCAACAGUGGCUUUGGGCUGGAGGAAGAUUCGGCAUACUUAGAUGGGGUGUCGCUGCCCGACUUCGAGUUGCUUAGCGACCCCGAGGACGAGCACCUGUGUGCCAACCUGAUGCAGCUGCUGCAGGAGAACCUGGCUCAGGCGCGGCUGGGCUCGCGGCGCCCCGCGCGCCUGCUGAUGCCCGGCCAGCUGGUGAGCCAGGUGGGAAAAGAACUGCUGCGCCUGGCCUACAGCGAGCCGUGCGGCCUGCGGGGGGCGCUGCUGGAUGUCUGCGUAGAGCAGGGCAAGAGCUGCCACAGCGUGGGGCAGCUGGCCCUCGACCCCAGCCUGGUGCCUACCUUCCAGCUGACCCUCGUGCUGCGCCUGGACUCACGCCUCUGGCCCAAGAUCCAGGGGCUGUUUAGCUCUGCCAACUCUCCGUUCGUCCCUGGCUUCAGCCAUUCCCUCACGCUGAGCACAGGCUUCCGAGUCAUCAAGAAGAAGCUGUACAGCUCUGAGCAGCUGCUUAUUGAGGAAUGUUAAAUUGGGUCUGGGGGGCUGACACUGCCCCCACAGCAGAGAAAACUGGACUUCUGAGGCGCACAUAGGCAGGCAGAAACUGAGGGACUAAUGCCUGUCCUUAGAAAACUGACAAUAGCCACCUGAGGGGGAGGAUGGUGCUGGUGGUGAGGGAAACAUUGUGUUUCCUUGGAAGCGCACUGAGGAAUGCGCAGGUGGCAUCCCCUCAAGUACUGUAGCAUGAAACAAAGGCUUAGGGGCCAACCAGGCUUCUGGCUGGAUGUGUAUGUAGCAUGUACCUUAUUAUUUUUAUUGUUACUGACAGUUAAGAUAACAGUGGUAUGACAACAGGAGAGCAGCUGGGCUGCACUGGCCUCUCUGCAAGGGAUGUAUGUAUGCUCAUGGUAGCCAGCUCUGGUGGGAGGGGGGAGGUCAUCCAGGUGGUUGGUGUAUCUCAUGGUCUGAAGGGGCCAAAUGUGUUUGUUCUUUGUAUAUUUUUGUUUGUUUGUUUGAUCAGAGCUUCACUACUGACCUGUUCUAGGCAGCUAUCUUACAGACGCAUGAAUGUAAGAGUAGAAAGGGGUGGGUGUUAGGAUCACUUGGGAUCUUUGACACUUGAAGAAAAAAAAACUACACUUGAGAGCUGUUUGACCCAUCCCCUGCUGUGCGCUGAAGCUUGA
Molecule: messenger RNA, 1526 nt
Organism: Condylura cristata (star-nosed mole)
Lineage: Eukaryota; Metazoa; Chordata; Mammalia; Eulipotyphla; Talpidae
Gene: DDIT4
Product: DNA-damage-inducible transcript 4
Exons: 3
Coding region: 181-870 (229 amino acids)
Biological process (GO): negative regulation of TOR signaling; apoptotic process; response to hypoxia
Cellular component (GO): cytoplasm
Molecular function (GO): 14-3-3 protein binding
Source: RefSeq, a predicted model, not a curated record